Humulus lupulus (European hop) is the source of this 585-nucleotide messenger RNA. RefSeq lists its product as uncharacterized. Bases 1 to 585 code for a protein of 194 amino acids. Gene Ontology annotation, molecular function: nucleic acid binding; zinc ion binding. Lineage: Eukaryota; Viridiplantae; Streptophyta; Magnoliopsida; Rosales; Cannabaceae. The transcript is spliced from 2 exons. The record is from RefSeq and is a predicted model, not a curated record.
AUGGAACAACGAGACAAAGUUCUACAAGGUGGAUAUGUGUUUUUCGAUCGGAAACCUGUGGUCAUGAAGCCAUGGAAUCCAAUUGACGAUUUCACUAAAGAUGACAUUACUAGUGUUCCAACUUGGAUACAAUUAAAGGGAUUGGAUAUCAAGUAUUGGGGGGAGAAAUCCUUGUUCAAGAUUGUUGGGCAAAUUGGCACACCUUUGCAAGUCGACAAUGUCACAAAGUAUGAAUUUGAUCAUGAUAUUGAGUUAGAGGUGAAGUAUGAAUGGUUGCCGUUAGUUUGUUACAAUUGUUCGGGUUUGGGACAUGAGACCAAAAAUUGUAGGAAGAAAAUGGAAGGGAAGGACACAGUGAAACAACAAUGGAUUCCCAAGGAACAUGUGAAUGAGGUGGAGAAGAUGGCAUCUACAGUGGAUGAGGAAGGCUUUCAAAAAGUUGAAAAGAGGAAAAAAGUUAUAAUUGAUGAUGUGCCUGCUGCUACAGAAGUGGCCAAUCGGUUUGAUGUGUUGGAAAACCAGGAGAAAGAGGUUCUUAACAGUUGUACUAGAGAGGGGGGAGAUCCCUCUACUUCCAAUGGAUAG